CUCAGGGGCUCACGAACCUCAUUUACAUUAUUGUAUCUUCACCUAUUCUAGUGUGAAGCUGCUUUUCUUUGCCCUUGGCAAAAUUGUUUGUAUUGUUUCUACAAUAUGAGUCCAAAAAAGAGAAAGCGACCAAAUAACAACGGGUCUGCUACAAAGGAGCUAGCGGCUCCUAGCAAGAGGAAGAAGGAGGAUGGAUGUGAGGAGAAAGGCAAUGUUUCAAAAAUCGUAAUGUCUGCAGACAUUCAGGUGCGUGAGGAGAAUCAGUCAACUGAGAAAGCAUCAAAGACUCUUCAAAAUAAGAGAAAAAGAGAGUCAUCAGAGGAGUCCCCAACUAUGAGGAAGGUGAGAAAGACCAGCAGCGGCAAAACUGAGGACAUGCUUAAGAAAGUGGCCACUAAAAGAUCCUCAGACAGGACAGAGGACAGUGGACCGUGUAAGAUAAAGAAAGAGGAGGAACAUCGUGACAGUCCAGACGAGGGACCCAGUGUGCCCAUCAUACCCCAGGCAUCUGGACGGAGGGGCAUAAAGAGAACUCACACAAGUGAGGAAACUGGCCACAAAAAUAAGAGAUCAGCAGGUGCAAGUGGGAUAUCCGUAGCCAGCACCCCAGAAACAUCAGCUGCGUCUCACGUGCUAGCCAGUUUGACCUUCCACAGAAUGCUUGGAGAGGGCGGCUUCGGGAAGGUGUUCCUAGCUUCCCAUUACACCAGCAAACAGCGCCUGGCAGUGAAAGUAAUAGAAAAGAGGAAAGUAUUGAACAGCAUUAAGAAAUACUCCAUGUGUGUAGAGAGAGAGGUGCUGAAAAUAACUGGGGAGAGUGCACUUUUCCCACACACAUAUGCUGCAUUCCACACACCGGGCCAUGUAUUCUUUGUAAUGGAGUACCUGAGUGGUGGAGACCUCUUCCAAUUAAUACAGAGCAGAGGACCAUUUGAUGUUCCUACCAUCAGAUUUUUUGCAGCAGAAAUACUCUGUGGGCUGCAGUUCCUGCACACAAGAGGCAUUGUCCACAGGGACAUUAAGACAGACAAUAUACUUCUGGAUGCAUCUGGCCAUGUGAAAAUCGCAGAUUUUGGACUCUCUGUGAUGAAUGUCCAUGACGACAUGAAAAUCUCAGGACAAACUGGGACUCUGUAUUACAUGGCCCCAGAGGUUAUCUGUAACUUCCCAUAUAACAUCAUGGUAGACCUCUUUUCAUUCGGGGUAGUAUUAUUUGAAAUGGCUACCGGAGUAUACCCCUUUCAUGCUGGCAAUGAUUCCACCAAGAUUGCGCUGUCUAUCAUGCAUGAUGCUCCAUGCUAUCCGAGCAAUCUCCAUCCAGAGAUUAGGGACCUCAUUGAAAGACUCUUAUGCAAAGACCCAGAGGAGAGACUGAAUCGCUGUAGUAACAUCUCAUGUCAUCCAUUCUUCAAGUCCAUAAACUGGGAGAAGCUAGAGGCCGGCAGGAUAACUCCCCCAUUUACCAUGUAUCCUGCCCCAGAGACAAUGGCUGAAGUUAUACCGGUGGAUGACCUGCUCUCACUUACAGAAUCUGCAAUAUCUGCAGAGGAUGAGAGCCUGUUCACAGGAUUCUCCUUUACCAGUGACAUGUGGACAACAAUGAACUGCGUAAGACAAACCAGCAGCCGCUGCAUCCUCCUCUGUGAAGCUGCUUUUCUUUGCCCUUGGCAAAAUUGUUUGUAUUGUUUCUACAAUAUGAGUCCAAAAAAGAGAAAGCGACCAAAUAACAACGGGUCUGCUACAAAGGAGCUAGCGGCUCCUAGCAAGAGGAAGAAGGAGGAUGGAUGUGAGGAGAAAGGCAAUGUUUCCAAAAUCGUAAUGUCUGCAGACAUUCAGGUGCGUGAGGAGAAUCAGUCAACUGAGAAAGCAUCAAAGACUCUUCAAAAUAAGAGAAAAAGAGAGUCAUCAGAGGAGUCCCCAACUAUGAGGAAGGUGAGAAAGACCAGCAGCGGCAAAACUGAGGACAUGCUUAAGAAAGUGGCCACUAAAAGAUCCUCAGACAGGACAGAGGACAGUGGACCAUGUAAGAAAAAGAAAGAGGAGGAACAUCGUGACAGUCCAGACGAGGGACCCAGUGUGCCCAUCAUACCCCAGGCAUCUGGACGGAGAGGCAUAAAGAGAACUCACACAAGUGAGGAAACUGGCCACAAAAAUAAGAGAUCAGCAGGUGCAAGUGGGAUAUCCGUAGCCAGCACCCCAGAAACAUCAGCUGCGUCUCACGUGCUAGCCAGUUUGACCUUCCACAGAAUGCUUGGAGAGGGCGGCUUCGGGAAGGUAUUCCUAGCUUCCCAUUACACCAGCAAACAGCGUCUGGCAGUGAAAGUAAUAGAAAAGAGGAAAGUAUUGAACAGCAUUAAGAAAUACUCCAUGUGUGUAGAGAGAGAGGUGCUGAAAAUAACUGGGGAGAGUGCACUUUUCCCACACACAUAUGCUGCAUUCCACACACCGGGCCAUGUAUUCUUUGUAAUGGAGUACCUGAGUGGUGGAGACCUCUUCCAAUUAAUACAGAGCAGAGGACCAUUUGAUGUUCCUACCAUCAGAUUUUUUGCAGCAGAAAUACUCUGUGGGCUGCAAUUCCUGCACACAAGAGGCAUUGUCCACAGGGACAUUAAGACAGACAAUAUACUUCUGGAUGCAUCUGGCCAUGUGAAAAUCGCAGAUUUUGGACUCUCUGUGAUGAAUGUCCAUGACGACAUGAAAAUCUCAGGACAAACUGGGACUCUGUAUUACAUGGCCCCAGAGGUUAUCUGUAACUUCCCAUAUAACAUCAUGGUAGACCUCUUUUCAUUCGGGGUAGUAUUAUUUGAAAUGGCUACCGGAGUAUACCCCUUUCAUGCUGGCAAUGAUUCCACCAAGAUUGCGCUGUCUAUCAUGCAUGAUGCUCCAUGCUAUCCGAACAAUCUCCAUCCAGAGAUUAGGGACCUCAUUGAAAGACUCUUAUGCAAAGACCCAGAGGAGAGACUGAAUCGCUGUAGUAACAUCUCAUGUCAUCCAUUCUUCAAGUCCAUAAACUGGGAGAAGCUAGAGGCCGGCAGGAUAACUCCCCCAUUUACCAUGUAUCCUGCCCCAGAGACAAUGGCUGAAGUUAUACCGGUGGAUGACCUGCUCUCACUUACAGAAUCUGCAAUAUCUGCAGAGGAUGAGAGCCUGUUCACAGGAUUCUCCUUUACCAGUGACAUGUGGACAACAAUGAACUGCGUAAGACAAACCAGCAGCCGCUGCAUCUUCCUCUAGGCAGCAGCACCACCAGCUGCCUCCUCCUCCAAGCACAAGCACCACCAGCUGCCUCCUCCUCCCGGCAGCAGCACCACCAGCUGCCUCCUCCUCCCGGCAGCAGCACCACCAGCUGCCUCCUCAUCCCGGCAGCAGCACCACCAGCUACCGCCUGCUCCCGGUAGAAGCACCACCUGCUGCCUCCUCAUCCCGGCAGUAGCAAUACCAGCUGCCUUAUGCUCCCGGUAGAAGCACCACCUGCUGCCUAAAUGCAUAUAGGCCAGGUGAGGGA
Pseudophryne corroboree (corroboree frog) is the source of this 3505-nucleotide messenger RNA. RefSeq lists its product as uncharacterized. NCBI's taxonomy places the organism in Eukaryota, Metazoa, Chordata, Amphibia, Anura, Myobatrachidae. The coding region runs from base 106 to 3234 and encodes 1042 amino acids. Gene Ontology annotation, molecular function: ATP binding; protein serine/threonine kinase activity. Gene Ontology annotation, biological process: peptidyl-serine phosphorylation. The record is from RefSeq and is a predicted model, not a curated record. The transcript is spliced from 2 exons.